AUGGAUGAGCUAGCUGAAAGUUACAUCGAUAGUUUCGAGCUGUUUAUGGAGGGCCAUGAUUUGCAGCAGUUGCAAAGCUCAGUGGUGAAAUCGGAGCUGGAGAUGUGCUGUAAUAACAGCAGCAGUAGCAGUGCAGCCUCCUCGCCUGGCCCAUGUUCCGACGCAAGGGUCACAAAUCAGGUCAUCAUGCCGCUACAAGAACCUGACAGCCCAACUCUGACAGCUGUUACCGGUAGUGUGGGUAAUUUCAGCAGUGGUCAUAGUUCUCCUACUUUGCCUGUACCCACGUCCCCAGCGCCUAUCUUACCCCCUUCCCAGACAUCUCUCCCGUCCCCAACUCGGUCCUUAUCCAGUUUUGGCAGCACGUUCGGUGAUAGAGGAUACUUCGAGGAUUGGUUCUUAAAACUAGGCUCUCAAUGUUCUUCGGAAGGAGGGACCUCGCUUGUGAGUAGCCAAGAUGUGAAACCCAGUUUGGACGACAUUCUACGAUCGCUGGAACCGACCAAAGUCCACAAUCCCGUAUCGCCUUCAAUCAAGUCUGAACCUCAGGACAUUACAUGUCGGGGCAAUAAUGAGUUCGAUUUGGAUUACGAUGAUGACACUGAACUGGAUGUUGACGAUUCCAAAAGUGUAGCUAGUAGCUCCUUCGCCUCAUUUCAAACUUCUAGACGCAGCUCUACCCGGUCUCCAGGUCCUCCUCUGUCUCCAGAAAGUUCGGUUAUCGAUGACGAUGAUCUGGUGUCCCUACCAGUCCGGGAGUUGAACCGACGCCUCCAAGGCUGCCCCAAAAAUGAGGUGCAGCGGCUGAAGCAGAAGCGACGUACCCUCAAAAACAGAGGGUAUGCCCAGAAUUGUCGCUCUAAGAGGAUGCAGCAGAAAAGUGAGUUGGAAAUAACAAACAAAUCCCUGCUUCAGAAGAUUGCAGAUCUAAAGCGGCAGCUUCAUGCGUCCAUGAGAGAACGCGAUUUCUAUAGGCAGCGUUGCCAUCUGCUUAAAACUGAGCUGGUACGUGCAUCUCAUACAAGCUUGGCCAGUCUGCAGAAGGAGCCAGAUGUUGCAGAAUUCCUCGCCAAAUUAUCCCAAGAUGAUAGAUCCUGCUUCACAGAUAGUUCAAACUCAAAGGCAGCCCGCAACACCAGUGAGAAUUUUCUCAUUUGA
Candidula unifasciata is the source of this 1158-nucleotide messenger RNA. NCBI's taxonomy places the organism in Eukaryota, Metazoa, Mollusca, Gastropoda, Stylommatophora, Geomitridae. The record is from the annotation of a GenBank genome assembly.